GCUCCAUGUGACAAAACAACCUCGAAACCCACCGCAGGCUCCAAAUCCAGCUGUAAAUGUGCCUUUUAUGACCCGAAAUGGUUUAAAUUCGUGCUUUAGCGUGACAUUAUCGUACACCGAGCGUCGUGUGUAGUAUGAACCCGGCUUACAGCACGUUUAAGUCCGUUACUUUACUGUUUUCCAAAGGUAGAUCCCGUUUCCCUGCGGCUCCUGCGGCUCUUCCCUCACGCGUUUUCCAGCUGAUCCGCAAAAUGGCGACUCAGAACGGCUCUAAUGUGAACCAAAACAGCGGUAACAUGGAGGGGAGACAGCAGAAGAAGGCGAAGCUGAAGGAGCCGCUGCGGAGAACCAAGACGAAGGAGAACCGUCAGAAGCGCGGGGACGUGCACGGGCCCGCCACCGUGUACGUGCAGGUGGUGGGCGCCGGGAGCAGGGACAACCCCGCCUCCCUCUACGUCUUCUCCGAGUUCAACAGAUAUUUGUUUAACUGUGGAGAGGGCACGCAGCGGCUCAUGCAGGAGCACAAAUUAAAAGCUGCGCGUCUCGAUAACAUUUUCCUCACUCGUCUGAGCUGGGCCAAUGUGGGAGGCCUCUCAGGGAUGAUCCUGACUCUGAAGGACACUGGAGUCCCGGAGUGUGUUCUGUCUGGACCUCCACAACUGGAAAACUAUCUGUCUGCCAUAAAGUCAUUCUCUGGACCCCUGAACGACAUCAGGCUUUCGGUGCGUCCGUAUACAGAGGAGACCCACACUGAUGAGACCAUGACAGUGACACAGGUGCCUAUAUUCGCUCGAGCGAAGAGUCCCAAAAGCACCUCACCGAACUCCAGCAGCAACCGAGCAGGAGAUGAUGGAAACUCCAAAUUCAGCAGAGACCCCUCACUGGUCGUGGCCUUUAUCUGUAAGCUUCAUCCAAAAAAGGGGAAUUUUCUGGUCUCUGAAGCCAAAGAGCUGGGCCUGCCUGUAGGCACGGCAGCGAUCGGGCCCCUGAUCAAGGCGCUGAAGGAGGGUCGCAGUGUGGAGUUUGAGGGGAGAGAGAUCCGUCCGGAGCAGGUGUGUACGCCCACAGACCCAGGUCCAGUGUUCCUGGUUUUGGAGUGUCCCUCAGAGGAGUUCAUCCCAGCGCUGUGCUCCAACCCACGACUGCACAGACAUGUGUCGGGGACAGAGGACCCGGCCGCUCUCGUGGUUCACAUUUGCCCAGAGUCUGUUCUGAGCUCAGAGCGGUACCAGCACUGGAUGGAGAGUUUUCCUUCAUCGACGGAGCACCUGAUCCUGAAUGAAAACACGUGCACAGUUCAUAACGUACGAAGCCACAAGCUGCAGACUCAGCUCCACAUGAUCCACCCAGAGGUGUUCCCCAAACUGCAGGGGGUCACGGCCAAGGAGCCUCAGGCUGCGUUGCACAUCCCAAACGUCAGAGCCGAGUGUUUGCUCAAGUAUCAGCUCCGACCGAGCUCAGGCUGGAACAGAGAUGCGAUUCCGGUGUGUGACGAGGAGCAGUUUGUGCGAGAGGCGUCUGAGGUCCCUCUGUUUGUGGAGGAGGUGGAGAAGAGCAGGAGGCUGUGGAAACAGCAGUCGGAGGUCACAGAUGCAGCGCUGUAUCCAGAGGUGGUGUUUUUAGGCACAGGUUCAGCUCUGCCCAUGAAAACCAGGAACGUCAGCGGCACUUUACUCAACAUCAGCCCAUCCCAGUCCCUGCUGUUGGACUGUGGAGAGGGGACGUUUGGUCAGCUGUGCCGUCACUAUGGAGACCAGGUGGACGAGGCGCUGUGUAAGAUCGGCUCUGUGUUUAUAUCGCACAUGCACGCCGACCACCACACGGGGCUGCUCAAACUCCUGUACCAAAGGGAGAGAGCUCUGUCUUCUGUGGGUAAAGAGUUCAGUCCAGUGUUUCUGAUGGGGCCCGGUCAGCUCAUGUCGUGGCUGAACCAGUACCACGAGGCCUGUGAGGACAUCCUGAAGCAUGUCAGCUUCAUCCCAAACAGGAGCCUCUGUGCAGACGCGGACGGGACCAAACCCAGGACCCAGAACCUCAUCCAGGCCCUGCUCAAGAAGAACAGUCUGGACAAGUUUGAGACGUGCCUGGUGCGUCACUGUAAAAACGCCUUCGCCUGCUCGCUCUCCCACAGAUCUGGCUGGAAACUCUCCUUCUCCGGGGACACGAUGCCCUGUGACGCUCUGGUCAACAUUGGACGAGACUCGACGCUGCUGAUCCACGAGGCAACACUAGAGGACGCUCUGGAGGAGGAGGCUGUGGAGAAGCGACACAGCACCACGUCUCAGGCCAUCGCAGUCGGGAUGAAAAUGAACUCCGAGUUUAUAAUCCUGAAUCACUUCAGCCAAAGAUACGCCAAGAUCCCCCUGUUCAGCCCAGACUUCACGGAGAGAGUGGGCAUCUCCUUCGACCACAUGAGGGUGAGUUUCAGAGACCUCAAACUCCUGCCCGUCCUCACCCCGGCUCUGAAGGCUCUGUUUGCGGAAGACCUGAGUGAGAUGGAGGAGGAGAGAGAACGACGAGAGCUGAGGAACCCAAAAGUAUCCGCCUCACCCCAAACGUCUGCCUCACCCCAGAGGGACGCCCUGCAGAGUCCAGCGCUGCAGACAGGGGGUGCUAAACGAGAGGCAGAGACUCUCACCACAGACAGCAAGAGGCUAAAGACCAGCUGAACACUCAACAGUUAGAAGAGAUGUUUUAGUUUUAUUUAAAUGAAUUAUUAUUUUUGAAUGCAGUGAAGUAGUGUACAGUUAAAAUUCACUUACAACAUUAAAGGCGUACUGUGUAACUUUUUUUCACCUGUUUGUCUCCAUGGUGAUUGUGCAGUUUCGCCCGGAAUGUUUCACAGUAUGGCAUUACACUUAUUAUCAUUACAGUGUUUUGAAUACAUCCUAGGAGGAAGAACUUUGGACCACAGUUUUUAAGACAGUAAAAAUCACAUUCUAUACAGUACAGUGGAACAUUCCAGGCAAAGCAAUAACAUCUCCAGAGCGACAGAACCUCAUUGGGGAAAGUUACAGAGUGCCCCUUUAAAUGAUCAAAUGUACAGUUAUAUUGUGUUUUAUGAUUUGAGCAAAAUGAACCUUGAGAUGUGCAGUGAUGAAGUCAUGUUGUUAGUGGCUCAUAGAUUCAAAUGCACUGGUUUAAUAAAGUCAAUUAUACUUUCA
Boleophthalmus pectinirostris (great blue-spotted mudskipper) is the source of this 3164-nucleotide messenger RNA. RefSeq names its product elaC ribonuclease Z 2 (gene elac2). Lineage: Eukaryota; Metazoa; Chordata; Actinopteri; Gobiiformes; Gobiidae. Gene Ontology annotation, molecular function: 3'-tRNA processing endoribonuclease activity. The record is from RefSeq and is a predicted model, not a curated record. The coding region runs from base 135 to 2669 and encodes 844 amino acids. Gene Ontology annotation, biological process: mitochondrial tRNA 3'-end processing. The transcript is spliced from 24 exons. Gene Ontology annotation, cellular component: mitochondrion.